GAAAACAAGAGAAAGAAGCGCAGGCGUAAUGGAUCUUAGAAAUAUGAUUUCGCAGACUCCUACGGGAAAACAACUGUCGGAAUAUCAGCUAAAUUUGCUGAGUAAAAACAAUAUAGAAACCCUGUUCGAUUUCCACGAGACUACCGAGAAGAAGCUCCACGAAUUGUUGGCCAUCCCAAAGGAGUCUGUGCUGGAAAUUAAGAAGGAGCUGGCGGAUCUUUGGCUGAGGCAAUCACAGGCGGAGGGCCCUCCUGCAGUGGAGUACGGCACGGGCAUGGAAGAAUUGGACAAGUUGCUGGACUCCGUGGAUCAGCCAUUCAAGAGCGGCCGUAUCUGGGAGCUGUGCGGCCACCCAGGAACGGGCAAGACCCUAUUUAUGUACACCCUAGCACUGAAUUUUGUGUGGAAACAUUCCCAGCAAGUACUCUUCAUCGAUACCAAAAGCGAUUUCUCUUGCAAAAGAAUACAGGACUUGCUGCUGGCAAGAAAUUGGGAUGCGGCCACUUGUGAGAGAGUCAUGCGGGCGAUUCACGUGGUCCAAGCUCCCACCGAUACGGUUUUAAUUGAUGUGCUAAAGACCCUCGAUGAGCAACUGACCGCCCAGGUUGAUGGGGCCCUGAAAACUAAGUUGGUUGUAAUUGAUUCCCUGGUGCCUUGCUACGUCCACUAUCGCGGCGAUGAGAUGUUCAAGGUCAGGCAAGCCUUGCUAACGGAGCUGGCCUGUAGAAUUCGUAGGCUAGCAGCUCGUGGCUUGGCCUCUGUCAUCGGCAACGUGUCUUUCCCUAGCGAGGAUAAAGAUGAUUGUAUGGAUGACGGCGAGGAUGACGGCAACAGUGAUGAGAAGACUGCGCGGCAUAAAGACGGGCCCAUGUUCGGUGCCUACUGGGCAUCGGUGUGCACGCUGAGAAUGUCCCUGGAGCUGCCUACGGGUUCGGAUGGCGAGGAAACCUCUGACCGCCUGGGAGAAGCCACCUCCUCCAGCUGUGACGACGGCCUGCGUUUGGUGAACGUCCUCUCAAACACCUAUGGCCCCGCUGGCGACUCCUGCCUGCUUCGCAUCACAGAGGCUGGAGUGGUUUAA
This is a messenger RNA of Drosophila kikkawai, 1081 nucleotides long. It is a transcript of the gene Rad51D, whose product is annotated as Rad51 recombinase D. NCBI's taxonomy places the organism in Eukaryota, Metazoa, Arthropoda, Insecta, Diptera, Drosophilidae. Gene Ontology annotation, biological process: telomere maintenance; double-strand break repair via homologous recombination; DNA strand invasion. Gene Ontology annotation, cellular component: replication fork; centrosome; Rad51B-Rad51C-Rad51D-XRCC2 complex. Gene Ontology annotation, molecular function: single-stranded DNA binding; four-way junction DNA binding; ATP-dependent activity, acting on DNA. The record is from RefSeq and is a predicted model, not a curated record.